Messenger RNA from Perca flavescens (yellow perch), 2879 nucleotides. It is a transcript of the gene ecm2, whose product is annotated as extracellular matrix protein 2, female organ and adipocyte specific. Gene Ontology annotation, molecular function: heparin binding; protein binding; collagen V binding. Bases 194 to 2509 code for a protein of 771 amino acids. NCBI's taxonomy places the organism in Eukaryota, Metazoa, Chordata, Actinopteri, Perciformes, Percidae. Gene Ontology annotation, biological process: extracellular matrix organization; positive regulation of cell-substrate adhesion. The transcript is spliced from 12 exons. The record is from RefSeq and is a predicted model, not a curated record. Gene Ontology annotation, cellular component: extracellular matrix.
UUACCUCACAGCUCCGUAAGCCUGCUCUGCUCCACACAACUGCGCAAUGGUCUGAGACACACUAUCAUCACACAGCGACACACACACACACACACACACACCCCUCUCCUGGAGCUCCUGCAGAACCAGAGGAGGAGAAAAGAGGGUGGAAGAAUUUGGCCUCAAGUCCUGCAGCCGCCUUCAAACUGUUGGGAUGAGGUGGUGGCUGGUGGUGGCCAGUUUGUGGCUGCUAGUGGUCCUGACCGUCUCGGACGACCAGGCCAAGAUCAGACAUCGCAACCAGGAUGGUGAGAUCCGCCGGGGGAAGAGGAAGAGGGACGGACAGGGUCCUGGGAGGGCCAGAGCGGGGCACUCUAGACCUCCAAAGAUCAGACUGGUUCCUGGUCCCGGCAUCCCAGUGGUGCCCGGAGAAAACACUCUUUUCAUGGAGUCCUACAAGAACCUACAAGAACAGCACUCCAGCUACAACGUUAUCCCAGGUAAGCAGGGCCAGUGUGUGUACCGGGGUCUGACCAUGUUCAACCAGGCUGUCUGGUCUCCUAAGCCCUGUGUGACUUGUCUGUGUACCGGAGGGCGAGUGGUUUGUGACGAGAUCACCUGUCCCGUAGUACACUGCCAUUUCCCCUUCACCCCUGCUGGGGAGUGCUGCCCCGUCUGCAUGGAGUCAGACCCUGACCUCAGCCUUGACCUUUCUGGUGACUCCCCAGUUGGCAACGACCCCGGCGAGCCCGUGAGCCCGCUGACCCAGGAGGAGAUCCAGCGAAUCCUCUGGCGGGAGGAAGAGGAGCACCGCGAAGAGGAGGAGCGCCUGAGGAAGAAGGAUGAGGCCAGGAAGAAGAGGAGGAAGCAAAGGAAGGAGCAGGCAGAAAAACAAAGGAAGAUAGUGGAGGAGAGGAGGAGGGAGGAGGAGGAGGCACUAAGGCGACAGGUGGAGAAAGAGGAGGAGGAGUGGAGGAGGGUUAUGGAGGAGGAGAGGAGGCGGCAGGUGGAGAAAAUGAGACAAGAGGAGGAAGACAGGAAGCGCAAAGAGGCAGCGGAGAGAGAAGCAAGGGAGAAGGAAAGGAAGCUAGAGGAGGAAAGGUGGAGGCAGGAGGAGAUGCUGAGGAAAGAACUACUGGCUCUGGUGGAGGAGGAGGAGGAAGAGGAGCAGCAGGAGGAAGUAGAGGAGGCGUGGCUGAGAGGAGAUGUGUUUGAGAUGCCCCCAAAAGGACCUGAGGAACCUGAGAAACCAGACCUCUUCCCUGCUCCCAUUCCAAGACCUCCUGCUGCCACAGAGGAUGAGCUGAAGGAGAUGGUAGCAGAGGUGGAGGAGGAAGGGGAGGAGAGGGAGGUGCUGGUAGUAAACAGAGGAGGCCUCCCUCCAGGCUGCUACAUCUCUGAUGUCACUCUGACAUGCGAGAACGCCAAACUCAUCUACUUCCCUCCUCUGGCCAUACCGGAGCUCAGGUCUCUCAGUCUGGAGGACAACAACAUCAGCAGCAUCCCAGAAGAAGCCUUCAAUGGCAUCCCUAACCUUGAAUGGAUCAAUCUGAAGAAAAACAAACUCACAUCUGCCGGCAUUGAUGCUAAAGCCUUCAAAGGUCUGAAGAUGCUAAGGCGCCUGUACUUGGAUGGGAAUCUUUUAGAAGCCGUGCCCGCUAACCUUCCACCUACCCUGCAGGAGCUGAAGAUCAGCGAGAACAGACUGAGAGGAAUCAAUAAACACAGCUUCCAAGAUCUGAGCAGCCUGGUGAUUUUGGAGUUGGAGGGAAAUCUGCUGAGUGAGGGGAAUGUAGAUCCUCUGUCCUUCACGCCCCUCAAACAGCUCUCCUACCUCCGACUGGGCAGAAACCACUUUCGCACCAUACCACAAGGCCUUCCCAUUUCAUUGCUGGAGCUGUACUUGGAGAACAACCUGAUUGAGGAAAUCUCAGAGACAGUUUUCAAUCAGACCCACAGUCUGAACGUGGUCUCUCUGAGACACAACAGGCUGGAGGAGAACAGGAUCGCCCCGCUGGCCUGGAUCAACCACAGAAAUCUGGAGUCCAUCGACCUUUCACAUAAUCACCUUUACCUAGUUCCAUCAUACCUGCCCAGAUCUCUGGUCCACUUAGUGCUGGUGGGAAACAACAUAGAGAGGAUACCUGGUUUUGUCUUCGCCCACAUGGACCCUGGUUUAGAGUAUCUCUACCUCUCUUACAACAAACUGGAUGGAGAGGCAAUCGAGCCCGAGUCGUUCUUUGGCUCGUACCAAUCCAUGGUGGAACUGUGUCUGGAUCACAACCAGCUGGUCUCUGUCCCAUCUGGCAUCAACGAGAUGACCAACUUACACUUCCUCAGACUCAACAAUAACAUGAUCAGGAGUAUCUCUGACGAAGGCAUCUGUGACCCAAACCACAGUGGGGACACCACCCUGGUGGCCCUGAGGCUGGAAAACAACUACAUCGACCCCCAGAAGAUCUCACCGACAGCCUUCUCCUGUGUGCGCUCCUCCUCCAGUGUGGUCCUUAAACCCCAGAAAACCAAGUGACCAACCAAAACCAAAAACUAAAAAGACACUUGUUUAAACCCCCAGAAACACAGGGGCAAAAAUAUUUAGAUUUUUUUUUUUAUGUGCCAAGAGAAAUCAAAACAUAAGAUAUUUCCCCUCCCCAACUUCCUCUGAUGCUCUAUGCUGCAUAAAAACAAGAUUUUCUUCUUCUUCGAACCUUUUAGGUCUGGCAAGUUGUUUUGCACUGUCGCCUGGCCAACCUUAGCCUGGUGUGAAGUUGACAGAACACCUUCAGACUUCAAAUCAAACACAUCUGUCUCCUUUAGUAAAAUGUUAAACUCUCUAAAAUGGAAAGAACUCCUGCACCAUACACAGUAAAAUGAAAAUGCUAAUAAAGAAAUGGAAAGAA